CCGCAAUGGGCACAGGGUCGUUGCUCAAUCGGAGAAGUGGAUGCCUCAAUCCUCUUGCAAUUGUGGCACAUCUGGCCAGCCUAUGAUUUUGACGUCGUCGGCAAAAAAGUAGAGCGACUAGUGCAGACCACGGAACAUAUCGUUGAUGUAUACGAGGAACAACAUGGGACCAAGCACCGAACCUUGGAGCACCCUGCUGCAAGCUUCGGCAGACCCUGA
This is a messenger RNA of Echinostoma caproni, 219 nucleotides long. The record is from the annotation of a GenBank genome assembly. NCBI's taxonomy places the organism in Eukaryota, Metazoa, Platyhelminthes, Trematoda, Plagiorchiida, Echinostomatidae.